UAAUCAGGAUAUUGGAUAUUGGAUCUCCAAAAGAGACGAACUCCAGUAUUGUUGCGGCAAUCGAUAUGACAGUUUGUGCUAGACUCUGCCAGAUAUAUCUGAAACUGUCCUAAAACAAGAAGAAGCUUUACCAUAAGAAUCGUAGGGUUUCUACUGCAAGAUAUUGGAUAUAUACACGGACUGGUAAACGAAAACGAAAAUAACUUAUGAGAGCACAAAAACGAAUAAUGCGGUACAUUUUAAAGGUGAAGCGCAGGAUGCCAGAAUUACAUAUUCCCUAUUGAGAUGCGAUACGUGAGACGGUAAUUCUGACUGUUUGUGUCAUUUGAUAAUCAGUUUACCACUGUAGUAACUUAGCAGUUUGGCCGACAGCGUCUAUACAGUUGAAUUGAUGAAUUAGAGAGAGAGAGAAAAAAGAAAUAAUUCUAUGUCAGACUCUGAUUCUACAUUUGUAGCAGCAGAUGAUUUUGGUUCAAGGUUUCUAGAAUUUGAUGAAUACACUUACGAAAAACCCGAUGAUAUUGAGAACGAUGGCUUUGCUCCAUUUUUACCCUAUUUCCAUCCACAAGUUGUUCAGAAAAGUCCUUCUCCAGAUAGUCAAUCCACAAGGCCAAGUACACGUAAAAGAGGAACAAUCAAAACUGGAAAUAAGGCAGCUGAAUUCAUUGCCGCUGAAAAUGUGAACUCCGAUUCGAGUAAUGAAGAAGAAGAAGACUCGGAUGAAGAAGAGGAAAUCUACUCCUCAAGAUAUCUUAAACAACCAUUAACUGCACGACAGAUAAGCUUACACUCACAAAAAUAUACCGAUUCAGCUAGUGUUAAAACUUUAAGCCAAUCGGAUGAUUCUCAAUCGAAUCCGGUGAAGUCAUCGACUGAUUUAACACAGGAACAAAUUGCUGCUCGUCAAAAGAAGAUAGAUCAACGUAAAGAGACAGCAAAACUCAAGGUAGAAACAGAAAAACGUCAACUAGUUGAACGUUUGUUAAAGAUUAGCUCCAAUGGAAUAAGCGGACGUGGUCGAGGCCGAGGUAGACGACUACAAACCAAUGACUCACCUACAAGAGAAGAUCAUGACGAUAGUGUACUUGCUUCACAACAACAAUCAGAUAACGAAAUGUGUGUAGAGUCUACAGAGAUAAAUAGUAGUGAAGGGAUCACACCGCCACCACCACUACCAACACCAAUGGCUGAAGACAAAUCAGAAUGCAUUUCAAUGCCCGAUGGUGGUGGGGGCUCGCACUUGCAUCAUCAUCCAUCUAAUCCAAACUAUAUACGUUUCAUUUCCUCCUCUCGUCUAACCGAGUCAACUGUUAUUUGUCUACCUGCAACACACGACUAUUUCCAUGCGAAUUUUAACAAGCCUACCAAUGCUACUAAUGAAACACCAAAGCCACGUAUGUGUGAUAUGGGAUGCGGUUGUGUUAGACGUUAUGAAUGUCCAAAAACUGGACGUUCUUUAUGCAGUCUAUCGUGUUAUAAAGCCAACUUGGCUCAAUCUCAAACAUCACCGUCAAAGAUUGUUUCAACAUAGUGUGUGUGUGAGUGUAUGUGCAAUUCAUCUUAGACGUCUGUGUUGUAUUUAUAGAAUAAUUAUAAAUUUUAUACUGA
Molecule: messenger RNA, 1608 nt
Organism: Trichobilharzia regenti
Lineage: Eukaryota; Metazoa; Platyhelminthes; Trematoda; Strigeidida; Schistosomatidae
Source: the annotation of a GenBank genome assembly